Messenger RNA from Eimeria maxima, 2580 nucleotides. RefSeq lists its product as hypothetical. Gene Ontology annotation, molecular function: DNA-binding transcription factor activity. Gene Ontology annotation, biological process: regulation of DNA-templated transcription. The transcript has a single exon. Bases 1 to 2580 code for a protein of 859 amino acids. Lineage: Eukaryota; Apicomplexa; Conoidasida; Eucoccidiorida; Eimeriidae. The record is from RefSeq and is a predicted model, not a curated record.
AUGGCCACCAAUGGGGGAGGGCCCUCACCGGGUCCGGCCUCUAGAUCGAGGCAGUGGGAGGUUUCGCCUAUUGGCUCGCAGACACAGACGCGUGAAGAGAGACUCGCGCGGGAGUUAGCAGUUCUGGAACUCAGCAGGCGCGUGUUGAAUGCUCGUGUGACUCAUUCAACGCAGUCAGUCACCAAUCCAGAGACGGAGAGGGUGCCUUCUAGAGGAACAGAACCCAGUGGAUGGGGCGGCUGCAGCCGUCAGAAUUCCUUGGAUGAAGGAGGCGUCAAUACAAGUGGUGGCCUGUCGCCAGAAGAAUUCGCAGCCGCCUUCGAGAGGUACAUGGCAGGAUGCGUAUUGCAGCAGACCACUGAACUACAACAGCAGCAGCAGCAGCAACAACAGCAGCAGCAGCAGCAUUCGUUUUCUUCUGCAGACACGGCAGCCUUGCUAUCUUCCGCAGUUGAUUUGUCUGGCCUGCGUGAAGGUGUGCAGAUGCCGCCGUCUUCAGUAGGGCGCAGCAACGACGCUGCAACGAGGAGUUUUUCUUCCUCCACUAAUUCAUCUAGGGGUCCUGGAGCCCAUCAGCAGACGUUGAACGCAGCGCAUGCAGCAGCAGACGGAGCUGCCUCGCGUAGUACCGCGUUAGAGGUGGAGGGCCGCCGCCGGACUGGCAGUGGUCAAGGACACGAACCUGCAGAUUUUCAGACUUUCAUGUCUGAAUUCGCCACUAGCGACGCCGCUGAAUUGUGUACAGGGGGUAGGAGAGGACAGGGUGCAGGAAGUACAGCGGCUACAGGAGGGAGAGAUGGAGCGGCCAGUAGUGCCUAUCCUCUUCCACUUAGGGGAGGCAGUGGGGAGCAGGAGGGAGGUGGGAGACCAGCAACAAGUCAAGAGGAGGACUUGUUGAGUACUUCACUAUUCUCCCGACUUAUGCAAGAGUGCCAAGCGCAGAGUGCGGGAGGCGACAUCGAGCUUAGCAGCGGUGACCAACUGGGGGCGAUCACCAGCAGGAUGAGAGCAGAAGGGGGCGGGCGGCUGUCUGCUGCCGUGUCCGCUGAACUUCUCGCCUUUCUGCAGCAACACCAUCUCAGCAAACUGGCGGAGAAGCCAGAGACAGGAAAACGGCUUCUAGGAAGUGCCAACAGCACAGCGUGCAACAGCAACAUCAACAGCCGCAGGACUAGCAACUGUAGCCCCGGAGCGGAUGAUGAAGAGGAGGCUCGGGCUUACAAACGCCGUAUUUUAGAUAUGCAUAUUCUAGACCAGCGGCGCACAAGUUUCGCCAGCUCUAGCAGUAGCAGCGGCAGCAGCGAUUUGAGGCUCUUAGCAGCCUCUCUAGCAGGGACCCGAGAGGGUGGUGAGGUUUUGGAGGGACCAGAGUCUGCAGCAGCAGCUGGCGGGACUGCGGAGCGUAGAGUGAAAACAACAGGACAUGAAUUGGUUGGGGGUGUGGCGAGUGACUCGCCGUCAAACCCAUCGUCGCCGUCUUACUUAGCAGAGCUGCAGCUGAUAGAACGUGUGACAGCCGGUGAUGCGUUUCUUCAAGAGGAAGCCUUGGCAGCAUCAUCCUUUAGGGGGACUCUCGGCUACUACAGCGUAUGCGAGGGUGCCGGCAAGGACGAGUGCUCAAGCCAGCGCCUGUACCCCAUAGUACGUGGAGUGUCACGCGAUAACACCAAGAAGCGCUGGGCUGUGUACUGGAAAGGGUACCGACGUUACUUCUACGAUAAAUUCUUCGAAAGCUGUGUAGAGGCAUACAGGAGAGCGGUGCAGUUCAGACAACAGGCAACCACUGCAGCAGCAGCUGUCACUGCCACAGGAAACCCAGCACAUCUUAUAGCUGCAGGGCUACACGGAUCUCCAGGAGGAGGCAGCAGCAAUGCCAAAAACCAUCAGCUCAAGGCGGAGCACUCCGAAUGUGUUGCUGCUGUACUGGCCUCGGCUGCUGCUGCUGUUGCAAGCAACACAAACGGUCGCAAGGGGAAAAAUGCUUCUCCGGGAAACAACGGCACACGGGACGACAGAACUCUUGUUUGUUUGUAUAAGGAAGCAAUACUCUUCAUUCUGGAGGACCUGAGGAACAACGUACUAGCCCAGUACCUCACCUCCAGGGCGGCUCUCAACGCCAGCGCUGCCACUUCAACCUCCGGGCAAGGCUCUCCAGGGGAACUAGCAGCUGCUACAACAGCCAAGCGUCUGAUGGACCAGACGCUGCUAAUGCACACCAACGUUGUGGGGAAUGCCACCUCCACUGCAGAGCUCCAGCCAUCCCUCAUGAUCGUCGCCCCCUGUCUCGAGGAGUUGAAGCUUCCGAGCCAGCAGACGCCGCAGCAACAGCUGUCACUGAUGCAGUCCAUUCUUGCGAUGCACAUACAGCAACUUGUAUUGCUAUCGCGAUACUUAAACAAAGGGAUUGCCACCUUGCCUGAAGGGGAGGAGAGCGGUAGUGCAACCGUGCAGUCCAAACACCCAGAAGUCAAGGGAGAGAGCGAACAGGCAGAAACUACAAGUGGCCCUGUUCAUGAACAUCCACAGGAGCAGCAAACAGCUCCAGCAAGCGCAGGAAGCACUGUAGGUGUGCCCGCGUAG